AUGAUUGGGCUUCCAUUGGAUGAUGCAUCCAGAACGAACUUGAAAUCUCAGUUUGCUAAGCGUAGAGUAUCAAUUUUAUCUUUGAUUAUUUUCUUUUUCUUAUUAAUUAUAUUUUUCACUUCGGAUGCUUUCCCGUUAUUUAAAAUUUUUUUACAACCAAUUGAUGAUAAUUCACUUUGUCCGGUUCAUGACAAGAUAGUGCCAAAAUCUUUUGUUGAAGACAAUUCGACGGUAAUUGGGAUUCUUAAAGAUGAAUCUUUUAGAUUGAAUUCAGUUGAAAAAUUAUCUGGAGCCAUUCAAGUUGAUACUCAAAUCUUUGAUAAGCCUCCGGAUGUACCUGAUGCUCCAGAAGUUUGGAAAAAGUUUAAAAAAUUCCACAAGUAUUUGGAAAAAACCUUCCCAGUUGUUUUUGAAAAUACCCAAGUUGAUUAUGUUAAUACUUACGGGUUAGUUUUCUAUUUGAAGGGGUCAAAUCCCGAUUUGAAACCGGUUUUAUUAACUGCUCAUCAAGAUGUAGUUCCAGUUCAACAAAGCACUUUGAAAGAUUGGACACAUCCUCCAUUUAGCGGGUUUUACGACGGUGAAAAAAUCUAUGGACGUGGUGCUUCUGAUUGCAAAAAUGUCUUGAUUGCAAUUAUGGAGUCUUUAGAAUUAUUGAUUAAAAAUGAUUAUAAGCCUGCAAGAGGUGUUGUUGCUGCUUUCGGUUUUGAUGAAGAAGCCAGUGGGUUUAUUGGUGCUAAAAAUAUCGCUAAAUUUUUACAAGAGAAGUUUGGUAAAUUUAGUUUCCAUUCUUUAUUAGAUGAAGGUUAUGGUUUAACUUUAGACGCUUCGACCAAUCAAGUUGUUGCUGCUCCUGCUGUUGGUGAGAAGGGUUAUCUUGAUAUUGUUGUUGAUUUAACCACUCCUGGUGGACAUUCUUCUAUUAGUCCUGACCAUACUUCAAUCGGUAUGAUGGGUGAAUUGGCCUAUAUUAUUGAACAAGAUCCAUACCAGCCUUUAUUGACUAAUGAGAAUCCAAUUUUACAUUAUUUACAGUGUUUAGCAGUGAAUUCUGAAGAAUUACCUAAAUUAACUCGUAAAACUAUCUUGCGAGCUGGUUUUGAUAAAUUUGCAAAUGCUAAAAUUGUCAAGGUUUUAUCAGAUAAUAUUUUAACUAAAUUUUUGAUUAGGACUUCGCAAGCCAUUGACAUUAUUUCUGGUGGUGAAAAGGCCAAUGCCUUGCCUGAAAAUGUUAAAAUGGUUAUCAAUCAUCGUGUCGCAAUUGACUCUAAAGUUUCCGAUAUUCAAGCUCAUUUCACUGAUCGGGUAUUGAUCUUGGCCAAAAAACAUGAUUUACAGGUUAUCAGUUUCGGCAAGGAAGUUUUCAAUGUUGAGAAUAAAAAGGGUACAAUCGAUAUUGAUUUCAAUUCUCAUUCUUUAGAGGCGGCUCCAAUUUCCCCUUCUAAUGAUACUGUUUGGAAAUACGUUGCAGCCACCACCAGACACAUUUUUGAAGACCUUGUUUUCACCAAUUUGACUUAUCCAAUUAUAACUGCACCAAGUCUUAUGCCUGCUAACACUGAUACUAGAUAUUAUUGGGAUUUAACUAAGAAUAUUUAUCGUUACUCUCCAUUUUUCGCAGCAGAUAUGUUGAAGGAGAAUAAAAUUCAUAGUGUUGAUGAGCAAUUAAGAUUCGACUCCCAUUUACAAUUGAUCGCUUUCUUCUAUGAGUAUGUUCAAAAUGUCGAUACUCCUGAUGCUGAUAACUGAUUUCUAUCUAUAUAUUUU
Molecule: messenger RNA, 1767 nt
Organism: Hyphopichia burtonii NRRL Y-1933
Lineage: Eukaryota; Fungi; Ascomycota; Pichiomycetes; Serinales; Debaryomycetaceae
Product: Gly-Xaa carboxypeptidase
Exons: 1
Coding region: 1-1749 (582 amino acids)
Cellular component (GO): fungal-type vacuole lumen
Molecular function (GO): metallocarboxypeptidase activity
Source: RefSeq, a predicted model, not a curated record